UCAUAGAAAAUAAUAUUUCCCUUUUAAACAUCAUGAUUUAAUUAAUGUAACGAGUCAAUUAAUUCUAAUCUGUAUCUGAUGACAUGAACAUUAAGAUGUAUCAACUGUCGUACAAAAUAUAACCUAUAGUAGUUUGUUUAUUGAUUACUUAUUUUACAUUACUAAUAUUUAACAGUGAAACAAAAAACAUGAAUAAAAAAAUUAUUACUGCACUUUAUUUAAUACUGAACAUUUUCUUUUCCGUUGUAAUUGUAUUAUUAAAUAAAUGGCUUUACAUUCAUAUUGGAUUUCCAAAUAUUACAUUAUCUAUGAUACAUUUUAUUAUUACUUUUAUUGGAUUAAUAAUCUGUGAAAAAUUUGAUAUUUUCUGUAUAAAAGAUAUUGCAAUCAAAGAAAUAUUUUUGAUUGCUGCAACAUUUUGUGGAUUUGUUGUAUUGACUAAUUUAAGCUUAGCAUACAAUACUGUUGGAACUUAUCAAGUAGCUAAAAUGUUAACAACUCCUUGCGUAAUAAUAAUGCAAAUAAUAUUUCACAAAAAGCAAUUUAGUAUAUUUGUAAAGUUAACCCUCAUUCUUAUCAUAACAGGAGUAGUAAUUAAUUUUUAUUACGAUAUUCAAUUUAAUAUUAGUGGAACAAUAUAUGCAACAUUGGGAGUAUUUUUAACAUCUUUAUAUCAAGUGGUAAUGAGUAUAAAGCAAAGAGAAUUUCAGAUGGACCCAAUGCAACUAUUAUAUUAUCAAGCACCUUUAUCCGCUGUUAUGUUACUUUUUAUUGUGCCAUUUUUAGAACCUGUGGAACAGACAUUGACAACAAGUUGGUCAUUAAUAGAUUUAAUCCUAGUUAUAUUGUCAGGAAUAAUAGCAUUCUUUGUCAACUUAACAUCCUACUGGAUAAUAGGAAAAACAUCUCCAUUAACUUAUAACAUGGCAGGACAUUUUAAACUUUGCCUAUUGCUUUUAGGUGGAUCAUUAUUUUUUCAUGAAACACUAGCUAUAAAUCAAGUAAUUGGUAUAACUUUGACAUUGAUUGGAAUUAUUUUGUAUGCACAUGUUAAAAUAUAAAAUACAUAGACAGUAAAAUAUGAAGAAGAGAAAU
This is a messenger RNA of Megachile rotundata (alfalfa leafcutting bee), 1095 nucleotides long. Its product is annotated as solute carrier family 35 member E3-like. The record is from RefSeq and is a predicted model, not a curated record. Lineage: Eukaryota; Metazoa; Arthropoda; Insecta; Hymenoptera; Megachilidae.